AAUAUUUCAAAUUUGCGCCCUAAGGAGCACAUUUUUUAAUGGUUCUGCAGCAGAUUGCCUGAACUGCACACGGAAUCGGAGCUAAGGCCCGCCCUCCCCCCACCUUUUGCAACGGCGCCAAAGAAAACGAAGCGAGUUCGCUUGAGGAGAUUGACAGCUGGGCACCACUAUAUGUAGCCAGCCAGAAGGGAGAGCAGACUGGACAGCCCAGCCACGAGAUACACGCGAUACCCUGAACAUUCGAGUCCAGGCGUUAAGGACUUUGUGAGCAUGAUACCACACUGUGGAUACCGUUACAUGUGGAACCGUGAAAUUGUGAUCAAUUCGCAAAAGUUGGUGAAACGACGCUAAACAAGCAAGACUGUCCACCGGAGCUGUCCACCCACAUUGCGGCAGCAGUUGAGUCCCAAGGACAGGAACGGAUACAGGAAUCAAGGGACAGACACAGACACAGACACUUACUCCAGACUAGAAUUUUUCUGCCUUGGAAACUCUUAAGAUACUUUCUGCCACGUGUUGAGUUAUUGAGUUAUUUUCCAUUAUUUGUAUAUUGAUUUUUUGUUACGCUAUUUACUCGGCCUAAGUGCUGGACCAACAGCCAGUCGACUGUACAUUCAAAAUUGACUCUGUGAUUUUUUACCCCUUCUAUUGCGAAUAUUUCUAAAAAAUAUAUCAUAUCAUUAUUUACGAAGCGCAUCUCGUUAACACUUAGCAAUCUUAGGUUCUUGUCUAAUUCUAGGUACAUUGAUUUUUGAUCAAUAUUAUAGUAGUUAAGGUUCUUUUGCCCAUUAACUUGAUUAGUUUAGACUAAAAAUAUCCCAUAUAUUGGGCCUUUGUUUAUUACUUUUUUUCUACUGCCUGUACUUUUACUCUACCGAAACUUAAGAGACAAUUGACCUUACCAUACAUUCCACAUCACGAUUCUCGCUGCUGCCGCAAACAUGAGUACAUAUAUAUUUAUGCAAGCCUAUGAAUGCCUCCUGGACCAAAAGGCUCCUCUGAACUGCAUCGAUUAUGACACAAACAGCUAUCAGCCCAACAUUGAUGUGGUCAGCCAGCCGAUAAUACCCGUAACCAAAGUACAAUUCCCAGCAUCCUCUCCUGCUUCUCUGGUGGCUGCCUCCGAGUACCAGCUAGGCGAUUCCCCAUCUCUGAUCCUGCAACAAUUGACGCCACCCCAGUCGCCGCCCCAAUUCGAUGUCUACAAACAGCCCGAGCCCGUGCUGGUCAAGGCCGAGCAAAAGGUGCAAUGCUAUGCCUCGGAUGCUGCUCCCGCAGCCACCUUCAACUUCAACAACUGGGUGGGCGGCAGCGAAAUUGCCCGAGAGAUCCAGCUGGUCGAUGAUAUUGUCAACAUGCGUGCUCAGGAGCUUGAGCUCUUCAACGACGAUUGCGAAUCUCAGGCCUCGUCCUCGCUGGACAGCAGCAGCGGCGUCAGCGGACUGAGCGGCAGCAUUGCCGAUGCGGAUGAGGAGUGGCUCCCAGAGCCGAUCAGCAGCAACAGCUCCUCGCCAGCCCACACAUCCGUGGAGGUUGAGAAGGCGGCGGUGCAAGGCCCAAAGAAGCGUACUCGCACCUACGGGCGCGGCGUCGAGGAUCGCAAGAUUCGGAAAAAGGAGCAGAACAAAAAUGCGGCCACGCGUUAUCGCCAGAAGAAGAAGCUCGAAAUGGAGAAUGUUCUGGGCGAGGAGCAGGUUCUAUCGCAGGAGAACGAGAAGCUGCGCUGCACUCUGCGGGAGCGUCGGAACGAGAUGCGCUACUUGCGCCAGCUGAUACGCGAGUUCUACCAGGAGCGCAAACGCUAGGCUUUUUCAUGUCUCACCUUUAAGUUUUCUUGUCUCUUUUGCAAAGUUAUAGUUAUCGUUAAACCCCAAGCCUCCCCCAAAGUCUCACAACAACCCCACAACUUUCUGUAAUACACAAAUUAACACACCAAUAGUUCACCAACAAUCUAAAAAAAUAACAAUGUACGCAGCCCGUCUUGGCCCCCACUUUUUGGCACUAAUGACGAGUCCCCGCACUCCGAAUAACCCCUUGCCGGUGUGGGCCAUGGACAAACUGACAUCCAGAGCAGCAAAGGCCAGUGUGUCGCUUCACUGAGACACCAUAAUAUGCACUAUAUAUCAAAAACCCCAAUGAAAACCUUUUAUUGUUGCAUAAAUUGUUUAUAAACAAAUUACCCUCUGCUGCGGCUGCUGUACAUUAUUUUGCUUGAUUUUAAUUUUGGACAUUGGUUAGCCUCUUGACAAAUAGAUUUACUUUAAUGUUUCUUUCUUAACAAUAAAACAUAUACAGAAUAUUAUUCAACGUAUGUAUCAGCAAUAAAUCAAAAGGGUUUUCAAAAGAAAAA
Messenger RNA from Drosophila kikkawai, 2350 nucleotides. It is a transcript of the gene crc, whose product is annotated as bZIP transcription factor crc. Gene Ontology annotation, molecular function: DNA-binding transcription activator activity, RNA polymerase II-specific; RNA polymerase II transcription regulatory region sequence-specific DNA binding. The record is from RefSeq and is a predicted model, not a curated record. Gene Ontology annotation, cellular component: nucleus. Gene Ontology annotation, biological process: regulation of transcription by RNA polymerase II. NCBI's taxonomy places the organism in Eukaryota, Metazoa, Arthropoda, Insecta, Diptera, Drosophilidae.